Verticillium nonalfalfae is the source of this 2313-nucleotide messenger RNA. RefSeq lists its product as uncharacterized. Gene Ontology annotation, molecular function: ATP binding; protein serine/threonine kinase activity. Gene Ontology annotation, cellular component: nucleus; cytoplasm. The record is from RefSeq and is a predicted model, not a curated record. NCBI's taxonomy places the organism in Eukaryota, Fungi, Ascomycota, Sordariomycetes, Glomerellales, Plectosphaerellaceae. Gene Ontology annotation, biological process: protein phosphorylation; intracellular signal transduction. The transcript has 2 exons. Bases 1 to 2313 code for a protein of 770 amino acids.
AUGGUUGCGUUGGAGGAUCGAUUCGAGGUCCUGAAGGAAAUUGGCGAUGGCAGCUUUGGAAGCGUGGCUCUAGCCAGAGUCCGCAGCGCAGGUGCCCAUGUGGCCCGCCGCGGUACAGUGGUCGCCAUCAAGACGAUGAAGAAGAACUUUGAGUCUUUCAGCGCAUGUCUGGAGCUUCGCGAGGUCGUCUUCCUUCGCACCCUUCCUCCCCACGCCCACCUCGUUCCGGCUCUGGACAUCUUCCUCGACCCUUACAGCAAGAAACUCCACAUCGCCAUGGAGUACAUGGAGGGCAACCUAUACCAGCUCAUGAAGGCGCGUGACCACAAGGUCCUCGACAACGCCAGCGUCAAGAGCAUUCUGUUCCAAAUCAUGCAAGGUCUGGAGCAUAUUCACGCCCACCACUUUUUCCACCGUGACAUCAAGCCUGAGAACAUCUUGGUUACCACGUCGGGACAUCAAGACUCUUCCGUCACAUCUUUCCGUCGUUACUCCGCCCUCGUUACGCCUCCGUCAACACCUCCCAAUUAUACCGUCAAGAUUGCCGACUUUGGCCUUGCUCGCGAAACGCACUCAAAGCUCGCGUACACGACCUACGUGUCAACGAGAUGGUACCGUGCUCCCGAAGUCCUGCUGAGGGCCGGCGAGUAUUCGGCGCCUGUUGACAUCUGGGCCAUCGGCGCCAUGGCCGUUGAGGUCGCCACACUGAAGCCUCUGUUCCCCGGCGGAAACGAGGUGGACCAGGUCUGGCGGGUAUGCGAGAUCAUGGGAAGCCCGGGCAACUGGUACAACAAAUCCGGUGGUCGUGUUGGCGGAGGUGAGUGGCGAGAGGGUACUCGGCUGGCCGGGAAGCUCGGAUUUUCUUUCCCCAAGAUGGCACCACAUGCUCUCGACACGAUUCUCCAAUCGCCAACAUGGCCUCGAGAGCUAAGUCAUUUCGUGACUUGGUGCCUGAUGUGGGACCCCAAGAACAGGCCCACUUCUGCCCAGGCGCUUGCUCAUGACUACUUCAUCGACGCUGUCGACCCUCUUCGCCCUCGGUCUUCGGCUUCGAGGAUUCUGGGAAGGAAGCAAUCAGACCUUGGCCGUGGCAAAGACUCAACAGCGUCUACGCCCACUUCAUCCAAGCCGUCGUGGUUCCGCAAAUCUCUCAUCGGACGUUCCGAGACAACCGAUAUCUCAAUCGCCCAACUCGCGGCAAAGGACAAUUCAGCUCCUCGGCCCGCCCCGGUCCAUGCAUCAACAACGAACGAAGUCCCCGUCACGAAGACCCGGCCUGCUGCAGGCAAGCGAAGCACAUGGACUAAUGGUCCGUCCAAUGUUGCGCCAAUGCCAAUUCUGCCUACCAUCAGGCCCAUCUCGCCGCUGUCCGACGCUGUCACGGCACAAGCCAGCAACGGCUCGUACAACGAUGCUUACGUGAAUGGGAGCCACCGGGCAGUCCAGGUUGAAGGAAAGCCUGCGAAGGUCAGCCGACAGCUAUCCGUCGCGUCCAGUACCAACAACUACGCGGAGAUCCACCGUCAGCAGGCUGAGCGGGCCCUCAACGGCAACUCUGGACUCGCUUCUCCACCGAGCGGUCAGAAGGAGGGCUUCUUCUCUCACCUGCGGAAGCGUGCUCGACGGUUCUCCGGAAGGCAUCAAACACCAAUCUCGCCAACGCAUGAAUCUAUCGAGGGUCAGGUUGGUUGUGGACCCUGGAACAGCAACAGGUCUUCAAUGGUGAUUGAUCAAUCUCCGCCGCCGCCGCCCAAGGCCGAAACCUAUGAGUCGCUUGACAGGGCUCUAAGAGAUGUUCAGCAGCAUCGCGAGUUGCAGGCACCCGUGCCCCCUCAACACGCGUCGCCCACCAACAACCUCAAGAGACAUCACUCCUUGCCAAAGCACAGUCAGCCACGUUCGGUCGAUAACUUGAUGAUGGCUGCGCGCAGUGGUGGUCCUAUUUCUAGCCGCACUCGUCGCGCUCAGGCCACGCAAGGUGUACACCAGUACGAAGCUCCUGACGAAGAAGACGAGCUGCUGGACGAGGUUCUCAACUCGACGCAUCGAGCUAUGAAGCGUAUGGAAAAGGAUGGCAAGCCCGGACUUCGGCAAUCGGCCAGCAACAUUGGCAUCGCCAAUCCGUACCCUACACCGUCGCCAUCCGGAAGCGGCAACGCGGCGGCUUUUGGCGACGGCGCAUUGACGCCCAAGCCUCUUGACCUCAAGAAGAACCGCAACGCCGAAUACAAGUGGCCGACGCCCCCCUAUGAGGAAAGCGAGUGGGCAGCCUCCGCAUCUGCAAGCAUUUGGGCUGCCGGUAACCGAUUCUAA